Colletotrichum paranaense is the source of this 1554-nucleotide messenger RNA. RefSeq names its product ubiquitin carboxyl-terminal hydrolase. The record is from RefSeq and is a predicted model, not a curated record. The transcript has 6 exons. Gene Ontology annotation, biological process: protein deubiquitination. Gene Ontology annotation, molecular function: zinc ion binding; cysteine-type deubiquitinase activity. The coding region runs from base 1 to 1554 and encodes 517 amino acids. Lineage: Eukaryota; Fungi; Ascomycota; Sordariomycetes; Glomerellales; Glomerellaceae.
AUGUCUGCUCGACCAACGACGCCGAUGUCCCCAAAGACCGCCAAGGUCAAAUCGCCCCUCCCUGGCACACCAGUCUUUGGCUGCGAACACAUCCAGCGGCUGUUCACCCAGUCCACAGAGGGUAUUACCCAAUGUGUCCACCACUACAAGAUGAUCCUCAAGAACAUCUUUGAGCAGACGCCUGUUGUGCCGCAAACAUUCAAGAACUCUGACGGCCAGGUCAUGACGUCUCUCACAUCCAACUACCUCUGUCUACAAUGCUCCGCCAUUGUCAAUGAGGAUGAUCGUCUCAAGCACGGCACAAAGAAGCAGCAUCGCUUCUAUGUCGACUCAAGGAGUGGUGCCCUCUACUGCCAGAUCUGUGAUGACCUAGUUUGGGACCCCACUCUCGAGGAGCUUCGAGUUCGUAAGAUGGGAACAGGAACUUUUUCCAACCGCAAGAGAAAGCACGAUGAGAUGUUCUCAGAUGGCGUAAAGGACAGUUCUGCAAGCAACCCAGGCUUUAUAUCCAACAACACCACCACUGCCUCUUGUAAAGCCAAUGGUCUGCGCGGAAUCUACAAUGCCGGAGCAACAUGUUACCAGAAUGUGGUGCUGCAGAGCUUCCUCCACAACCCCCUCCUGCGCAACUUUUAUCUCAGCGACGGCCAUCAGAGCACCGAUUGCCAGCUGACAAACUGCCUCAGCUGUGCCAUGGACGACAUGUUCCAGGACUUCUAUGCUGUUGAGAAUACUAAUGGAUUCACGGCGGCUAGUAUUCUGUCUGGAUUCUGGAUCUCGGAGAAGAAGGCGUUUGAGAACCUCGUCACCACCAAGGAGCAGGAUGCCCAUGAGUUCUUUCAAUUCCUCGCCGAGGAGCUGCAUGAGCGCAAUGGAGAUGGCAAGCGUCCUGAGACUGGAAGCGAGCAUACAUGUAAUUGCAUCAUCCACCAGACAUUCUACGGCAAGCUCCAGACUGGCACUACUUGCCAGAACUGCGGAGGCGUCACCAACGCGGUUCAAUCCUUCCUGGACCUCAGUCUUGGACUGGAGAACCUCUCUCACAGGAGAAAGAAGGGAGGCCAGAAGAUGCCCAGCCUGACUCUGCAGGAGUGCUUGGAUGAGGAAUACGUCAAGUCAGACAAGUGCGAGUAUCGGUGCCACAACUGCAGCUCGAUGCAGCAGGCCAAGAGAGCCACCAGCAUUAAGCGGCUGCCAAAUGUGCUCGCGAUACAGCUCAAGCGAUUUGAGUACAAGCAGGGCCGCCAUGACCGCGCAUCAAAGAUCGAGACGGUGGUUAACUUCCCCCUUCAGCUCAACAUGCUGCCAUAUACUACCAGAGGUAGAGGCGCGGACUCCAAGGAUGCCUUUGACCUCGGAAGAUCUUGCACGUACGACCUCCUUAGUGUGGUGGUCCACGUGGGCGAGAUCGACACGGGCCAUUAUGUAUCCUACUGCCGAGUAGGCGACCAGUGGUUCAAGUUCAACGACCACAAGGUUGAAAUGGCGUCAAAGUCAGACGUCAUGAGUGCUCAACCCUAUCUGCUCUUCUACAUUAUUCGUUCACUCUCGUAA